UAGAACGUCGCAGAUCUUGGAAACAAAACAAUUUAAAAAUAUAAAAAUAAAUAAAAUAAAAAAUUAGUAAAAUGGUCAACCUCUUCCUGAGUCCCACAACAUCUGUGGCGGUUCCGGAACCUUCUUACGAUGGCCUUGUGGACUACGUGACCCAUGAAACCAGUUUGCCCCCCGAUUCCUUCUAUUUGGAACAAAAUGGUAAACGUUUACAAUGCGAUCCAUUCGAAGAGGCACCCAUUUAUGUCCGUAUCCGCCUAUUAGGUGGCAAAGGCGGUUUUGGUUCCAUGCUACGAGCAAUUGGUGCGCAAAUUGAAAAGACUACAAACAGGGAAGCUUGUAGAGAUUUGAGUGGACGUCGACUACGUGACAUCAACGAGGAGAAACGUUUAAAGGCAUGGUUGGAAAAACAGGGUGAACGAGAACGUGAGGCAGAGGAAAGAAAGAAACGUAAGAUCGAAAAACUUCUUGCCGUACCGAAACAUGAAUUCAAAGAUGCAGAGUACGAAGAGGCUCGAUCUAAGCUGGCGGAGAAGGUUUGUGAUGCUGUGGAGGAGGGUUUUAAGAAAGCCACUGGUUCAAAGGAUUUGAAACGCAAGCCAGAACCAUCAACAUCUAAACAGGCAGCGGGAGUUAAAGCCAAGAAGCCAGCCCUUUGGAUUGAUGAUGAUUUAUCGGGUGAUUCGGAUGAUGAUAGUGAUGAUGAUGAAAUUUGCAAAGAAAAGACUAAGAAGGAUAACAAAAGUGAAGAGGAAAGCUCUGAAACGGACAAAAAAUCUUUGGCAAAUGAUGAGACGAGUUCUUCAAAUGAUUCUGAUGCCGCUUCUAAAGGAGAACAAAAAACGACUGCUGAAGAAAAUAAUAUCUCAUAUGACUCCACAUCAGCAGUAUCAGUUGCUAGCAAAUAAUAUUGAUUAGGGUAAUUUUUGUACCAUCAUUAGAUUUUGUUGUGGAUUACAUUAACAGGAUCAUAUUUUCUCUUUACGAUGGACACUGUCCGGAGAACAUUAUUAAAAGUGUACGGACAAAUAAGCAUUGUAGCCAAUUCUUGGGCAUAAAAAUUAGCAAAUUUUACAGCAAAAGAAAAAUAACGAAUUUCUCAAUAACGAAACCAAACACAAUUUUGAAUUUCAAACACAGAAACCGGAUUUCAGAGAAAAAAUUACUGCACCUAGCCAACAACACAACAAAAUCUAUUGAUGAUAAAUAUAUUUUAAGCCAAUAUUUCUUUUUAGUAAAUAAAAAUUAUAUUUACCAUGAAAUCAUAACUAAUACCUUA
Messenger RNA from Musca domestica (house fly), 1276 nucleotides. RefSeq names its product splicing regulator SDE2. NCBI's taxonomy places the organism in Eukaryota, Metazoa, Arthropoda, Insecta, Diptera, Muscidae. Gene Ontology annotation, cellular component: nucleus. The coding region runs from base 72 to 905 and encodes 277 amino acids. The transcript has 2 exons. The record is from RefSeq and is a predicted model, not a curated record.